Molecule: messenger RNA, 1185 nt
Organism: Chaetomium fimeti
Lineage: Eukaryota; Fungi; Ascomycota; Sordariomycetes; Sordariales; Chaetomiaceae
Exons: 1
Coding region: 1-1185 (394 amino acids)
Cellular component (GO): mitochondrion
Molecular function (GO): oxidoreductase activity
Source: RefSeq, a predicted model, not a curated record
AUGGCAACUCGCCCCAUCUUGUCCGGUUUACUUCGAGCAAACAUCCCUCGUCUCAACGCGGUAUCUUUAACCAACACCACCACCACCACCCUACCUAUCAGCAACAGACUCACCUUCUCCUUCUCCACCCCCCACACCAAAACAAGAACCAUGGCCACCUCAACCACCCUCCCCGAGACCAUGCGCACCCUCCUCCAAGCCUCACGCACAUCCACCGAGGUCAUCUCCACCACCCACCCCGUCCCCACGCCCAGCCACCCCGACGACGUGCUCGUCCGCGUGCACGCCGCGGCCCCUUGCGCAGGCGAACUCCUCUGGGCGAUCAACUUCCCCGAGUCAGUCCCGCCGGGCAAGGUGAUGGUACCCUGCCAGGACCUAGCGGGCAGCGUCAUCACGGCCCCCCGCGACAGCGGGUUCGCGCCCGGCGACCGCGUCUACUGCCGCAUCGACGCGGGGCGGGCGGGCGCGGCGCGCGAGUACGCCCUCCCGCGCGCGAGCGAGCUGGCUAAGAUCCCGGCGAGCUUGGGUUGGGUGGAGGGCGCGGCCACGCCGCUGAGCGCGCUGACGGCGUGGCAGGCGCUGUUUGACCAGGGGACGCUGGAUGCGAAGGGGAUUAAGGGGGAUGCGGCGGCGCGGGAGCGCAACGGGAAGAUUAGGGUGCUGGUCACGGGCGCGGGUGGGGGGGUGGGUGGUUGGGUGGUGCAGCUCGCUGCGCGGGCCGGCGCGAAGGCGGUGGUGGCUGUCUGUGGGACGGACAAGGAGGAGGCCGUGCGCAAGUUGGGCGCGACUGAGGUUGUUGACUACACCAAGACGUCGCUGGAGGGGUGGGUGGCGGCCGACCCGGCGUCGCACGAGGUGGAUCUUGUGGUUGAGAUGGUCGGCGGGAAGACGCUGACGGGAUGCUGGUCCGCGGUGAAGGAGGGAGGCGCCAUGGUCUGCAUCAACUCGCCGCCUGAGUCUGGCAAGCCGGAGGGGAUGAAGAAGGAGCUGGCCAAGGCUCUGUUCUUCAUCGUCAAGCCGCUCGGCAGCAACCUGGCCGAGAUUAGCGAGCUGAUCGAGGCGGGCCACGUACGGCCGACGGUCGACAGCGUAUGGGAGUUUGAGGACUUCAAGAAGGCGUUCGCCCGCGUCGAGUCGGGUCACGCCAAGGGCAAGGUCAUCAUCAAGCUCAGCGACGAGGCCUAA